Anopheles coustani is the source of this 963-nucleotide messenger RNA. Its product is annotated as procathepsin L-like. The transcript has 5 exons. Gene Ontology annotation, cellular component: lysosome. NCBI's taxonomy places the organism in Eukaryota, Metazoa, Arthropoda, Insecta, Diptera, Culicidae. Gene Ontology annotation, molecular function: cysteine-type endopeptidase activity. The record is from RefSeq and is a predicted model, not a curated record. Bases 1 to 963 code for a protein of 320 amino acids.
AUGAAGCUUGCCACCGUUUGGUUAAUCUUGUGGUUUUCCGUAGGCAGUUUGGCACUGAUUGGAAGCGUCACCGCGCAACGGAAGCAACGACCGAAAGGUGACUACAACUACGGCACCACUGCCGUUCCGCCUUCGCAAACCAAUCCAGCACGAGGUUUACCACAUCCGGAUAUGAACUUAACGAGAACGAAAACGCCGAUCCUUCAAUCGGCUGGCAAGAGAUCGUUCCCAGACUGGAAAGUGAUUUCGCUCUCGGAGGAACUCGAACCUGUCGUGGGCGCCGAGUCUGAAGUUCAGGAGCUGGUGGCAGCCGUCGGCAAGAAAGCACCUGUAACUCCAGCACCGGGUGUUCCAUCCGUCAAUGCCACGUCAACUCCUAACGAGAAAAGUGACUCCUUCCGUUCGUACAUGGAAACGCACCGCAAAAAGUAUUACGCCCAGUACCGGGCUCAGCGCCGGCGGUCCGCCUACAUGGACAACCUGGAGGAGAUCAACGAGCACAACAAGGAGUUUGCGGCGGGCAAGAACCGAUUCCGGCUGGCACCGAACGCGUUCGCCGACAUGCAAAACAGCGAGUACCGGAAGCGACUGAUACGGCUAAAGAUGGACCCACACCGUAAGCUGAGUCCAAGCAUCUCGGACGAGAUCGUCAGCUCUAGCAACGACCUGCCGGAGUCGCUCGAUUGGCGAGAGAAGGGCUUCAAGACGCCGCAGGCAAACCAGAAGUCGUGCGGUUCCUGCUACGCCUUCAGCGUGGCGUACGCCGUGUCGGCCCAGCUGAUGAAGCACAUCGGGCGGGUGGAGCUGGUGAGCGAGCAGCAGAUGGUGGACUGCUCCACCGCCACCGGGAACUUGGGCUGCGGAGGAGGAUCUCUGAGAAACACCCUGAAGUACCUGGAGCAAACCGGUGGAGUGAUGCGAGCGUCCGAUUAUCCGUACACGUCCUCGACAUCGGGGAAAUAA